Messenger RNA from Polyodon spathula (Mississippi paddlefish), 818 nucleotides. Its product is annotated as histone H2A.Z. Bases 109 to 495 code for a protein of 128 amino acids. Gene Ontology annotation, molecular function: structural constituent of chromatin; protein heterodimerization activity; DNA binding. The record is from RefSeq and is a predicted model, not a curated record. The transcript has 5 exons. Lineage: Eukaryota; Metazoa; Chordata; Actinopteri; Acipenseriformes; Polyodontidae. Gene Ontology annotation, cellular component: nucleosome.
AGAGAGUGAAGGCGGGGAUCAGAUUAGUUUGAAAUUUGGAGUGAGGUUUUUUUUUUUGUUUUUAAAUAAUCUAUUUAGUGUUGCAAAGUUAAGCUUAUCAAGAAGGAAAUGGCUGGUGGAAAAGCUGGGAAGGACUCUGGAAAGACCAAGACAAAGUCGGUUUCCCGCUCUCAGAGAGCAGGUUUGCAGUUCCCAGUUGGUCGAAUUCACAGACAUCUGAAAUCCAGGACUACAAGCCACGGUCGCGUAGGCGCUACAGCGGCCGUCUACAGUGCAGCUAUCCUGGAGUAUCUCACUGCCGAGGUUUUGGAAUUGGCAGGAAAUGCAUCUAAAGAUUUGAAAGUGAAGCGUAUCACUCCUCGCCACUUGCAGCUUGCCAUUAGAGGAGAUGAAGAGUUGGACUCCCUUAUCAAGGCAACAAUUGCUGGUGGUGGUGUCAUUCCUCACAUCCACAAAUCGCUAAUUGGCAAAAAGGGACAACAGAAGACUGUAUAAAGAACAACCUGGUUUUAUUGGGUCAAGAAAUAUCUGGACACUGAACUUGUUCCAAGUUGUUCUGAAAAUGGGUGGGAGGAUAUUCUGCUUUUGUAAUAGAAUUUGUUUUAAACUGAGUUGUGCAUUUACUCACUUCUGAGGUAUGCAAGUGUGGCUUCAAAGAAGCUUGGUUCUUAAACUGUGGUAGGUUUCAGAGGGUAAGUUUGUGUAUACAUUAUCAAACACUCAAAACCUGACUUGACUGUUUCCAAUUUGCAUCAAUUGCUGUUUUUUGUUCUGACUUGUAUCUUGGACAAAAGCUCAAUAAAUGUUUAAACAUUGUG